This is a messenger RNA of Gopherus evgoodei (Goodes thornscrub tortoise), 2173 nucleotides long. It is a transcript of the gene DYNC2I2, whose product is annotated as WD repeat domain 34. Gene Ontology annotation, cellular component: ciliary plasm; cytoplasmic dynein complex. NCBI's taxonomy places the organism in Eukaryota, Metazoa, Chordata, Testudines, Testudinidae. Gene Ontology annotation, biological process: intraciliary transport. Gene Ontology annotation, molecular function: dynein heavy chain binding; dynein light chain binding. The record is from RefSeq and is a predicted model, not a curated record. The transcript is spliced from 11 exons. Bases 424 to 1929 code for a protein of 501 amino acids.
AGGCGGGCGCGGGAGAGGGAAAGUAGGACGGCGGCGCGCGGGCUGCAGCGGCCGCGCUCGCUCACACACACGUGGCUGGUUUCGUCCGGCCUUCGACGGCCGUGCACACGGAUGGGCUGCCGCGCCCCCAGGGAUGUCUCUCCAGGGCAUGUUGAAGCAUAUCAUUGAGGAGAAACUGCCUCAUUCCCUAUGUGAAUCUCCUAAGAUCCAUUAUUGUUGCUGUCUUCAUCUUCAGAGAGGUGCCGUUCUGGUCUCCAUGGGAACCUACGCGGCUGGCUUGGGAAGAUGGCGGCUCUAGAGAGGCCGACGAGGGCCGCUCGGGACCGGGACUCCAGGCUUCUGUGCUUCUAGAGAGCCGCCCCGCUAGCGCCUGCCUUCCCCCCGCCGCCGGGAUGUUCGGGGACAGCGCGGCACGCGGUGCCGAUGCGGAGUCGCUGUGGCGAAGAGACCCCGGGACCCGCUGCGAGGCGAACAUUAUUCUUCUUGCUACAGAAAAGCUGCCAGACUGGGGAGAUCUCAACCGUGGAGGCUGCAGUACAAUCCCAUUCCAGCCGGGAUGCUGGCAUGCAGACCGAUCAAAGUGAGGAGACUAUCCAAAACUUGAAUCUCCAGAAGGAAGCUCCUGUGGAUUAUGCUGGCCUGCUCUCAUUCCUUCAGGGAGUGGAGGAUGUUGUUAUCAAAGAGCUGAAUAAAAACUGGAGAAGUCAUGCCUUCGAUGGCUAUGAGGUGAACUGGGUAGAUCAGAAUGAAACGGUGUUCUGUUUGCAUAGCUUAUCAUGCCCAGAGGCUCAGGAUCAGAAAUUGCAGGUGACCAGCAUCUCCUGGAAUGCCACUGGAUCAGUUGUUGCAUGUUCUUAUGGCAGACUGGAUGAUGGGGACUGGAGCACAGAAAAAUCCUAUGUUUGUACCUGGAAUCUGGACAGAAGGGGGUUAAAUCCAAAGCGUCCUGAUCUAGUGGUGGAUGUUCCCAGUUCUGUCAUGUGCCUGGCUUUCCAUCCAUCACAGCCAUCGUUGAUCGUUGGUGGCCUUUACAGUGGGGAGGUCUUGAUAUGGGACACGAGCAGGAUAGAAGAUCCUUUGAUCUGGAGGACAGGGAUGACAGAUGACACUCAUACAGAUCCAGUUUAUCAGGUUGACUGGUUACAGGACUCAAAACACAGUCACCACUUCCAGAUUCUGAGUGUAUCCACAGACGGAAAGAUCCUUGUGUGGCGGACACAGAGAGAUGGUCAGCUGACGUUAGUUGAAGGAUUUGCCUUAGUUGCUCAGCAGAUCCCUUGGAGUAUGAAACUUAAGAAGCGCACACGUGGGGAGACAGCUGUGGGUGUGACCUCGCUCUCUUUCUCCUGCUUUGAUCCCAGUGUGUUUAUCAUUGGUGUGGAAGGUGGAUAUUCUCUCAAGUGCUCCACUGCGGUAGAGACUGCUGCUGUCCCUAGGACAGGUAGCUCUGUUCCCCUCAAGGCACCUGCAGAGUUUGCCUUUUCUCCUCAUGGUGGACCUGUGUACUGUGUAAGCUGCUCACCUUUCCACAGGAAUCUCUUUCUGAGUGGUGGCACUGAUGGACAUGUUCACUUGCACUCCAUGCUGCAGGCACAGCCCCUUAUUUCCCUCCAGUUAUCAAAGAAGUAUCUGUUUAGUGUGCGCUGGUCUCCAGUACGACCCUUGGUCUUUGCAGCUGCCACUGGAGAAGGAGAAGUGCAGCUGUUUGAUUUUGGAAAGAGCUCCCAGAAACCUGCAGUUUCUGUAAAGCAAGCUUCAGCUCAGACUGCUGUGUACUGCAUAGAAUUUAACUUCAAGCAACCUCAGCUUCUGGCAGCAGGGGAUGCCAGUGGCAUGCUGAAAAUAUGGCAGCUGAGUUCAGAUUUUAUUCAACAGGGACCAAGGGAAAUGAAUCACCUUGAGCAGCUGGCAAAUGAAGUCACUGAUUGAGACACUAGCAGGCCAGUGUUAUCAUUUGAAUCUUGCUACAGCACAGGGUUUGUUACUGUUUCUACCCAAAACUGGUCUGUAAAACAUGUCCAUUACUUUGUAAUGCAGAGCAAGGUCAGUCCUAGUCACUCUUACCUCAUUACCUGAAGCUAUGUAAUGUGCAGAAGAGACAUUCUACUUUGUUUGAGUCACAUUUCAAAUUGGUACUCAAGCAUAAAGAUGAUUAAACACAAGUUGAAAUUUU